CCUCAGCUGCCUGUGAUACGCGAUGAUUCACACACAUAAAUGCGAUAGUAUUGCGCUGCGCGUAAAUACUGAUGCGGUUAUUGAAGGGUUAGAGGGAACACGAAGGACUAUUUUUGAGGAAUACAUGUGACUAAUCCUGAAAAUUACAUAUCUUGCACGCGGAAGCCGCGCUUAUUAUCGGCCGAUGGACCCGAACGCGAAAAAAGACCGCUGCAUAUUCGAGGAUUCGCCGGUGAUUUACAAAAAGAAAGCUAACGAGGAUGAGCCAUGCGAGAAUACAAGAAGAUUACUAUGAAUACAAUAAAAUCCGUCAUAGAAAACUACGAAAGAGUAGUGCACCGUUAAAUAAAAUGGUAGGAUUGGGCAGUGACGAGCUAUUCGUUUCGAAUAUCGCCGAUAUCAACAACAUGGAAUUGGAGAUCAGUUCCGAGGAUGAAAGUGAUGACAGCGAAAACGGCGAUAUACAACGAUUGAUACCAUCGGUAGUGAACAGCGAUAGCAUCAUUUACAGUAGUGGAAAAAGGGACAGUCAAAGAGGCGAGGUGAAGAAUGCAGACGACGAAAGCGUUUGGUCUAUAUCCAUCCAAAUGUUCAUACCCUUUCUACUUGCCGGUUUCGGUAUGGUCGCUGCUAGUUUGCUGCUAGAUGUAGUACAGCAUUGGCCAGUAUAUCAGGUUGUAUCUGAGGUGUACAUAUUAGUUCCUGCGUUAUUGGGCCUAAAAGGAAACCUGGAGAUGACAUUAGCCUCCAGAUUAUCAACCCAGGCUAAUCUAGGUCAAAUGGAUACAAAGAAACAGCAAUGGACAUUAAUUGUCGGAAAUUUGGCUUUAAUUCAAUGUCAGGCUAUGGUGGUGGGUCUGCUGGCAUCUUUAGCCGCCGUGAUUCUUGGUUGGGUCCCGGAAGCUCACUUCGACAUCCACCAUGGACUUUUACUGUGCGCCAGUGCCUUGGUCACUGCUUCUGUAGCCAGUUUCCUGCUAGGUCUUGUGAUGGUUGCAGUCAUACUAUUGUCGCGGCAAAUGAACAUCAAUCCCGACAAUGUCGCUACCCCGAUCGCGGCCUCCUUAGGAGAUCUAACUACUUUAGCACUUUUAUCCUGGAUUGCUUCUUUGUUAUAUAACGCAAUAGGUUACGCUCCAUGGAUAGCUCCAAUGCUAAUAGCAUUUUGUGUAUUUGUGACUCCUGUGUGGGGUUAUAUAGCAGCCAGAAAUCCAUUUACUAAAGAAGUAUUGGAUUACGGCUGGACUCCUGUGAUAUCUGCAAUGUUAAUAAGCAGUCUCGGUGGACUAAUCUUGGAUUACACCAUAUCGAGUUACAAAGGUAUAGCGGUUUUUCAAUUAGUAAUUAAUGGCGUUGGAGGGAACUUAGCCGCCGUCCAGGCCAGUAGAAUAUCGACGUCCCUGCACAAAGACUGUCACACGGGUGUUCAAAGAACUCUCAAUGUUUGCAUCAGUCCGUUUCACGCAUUUUUUACAAAAGGAGGGCACGCGAGAACGGCUAGGGUGUUAUUAAUGAUGGUAAUACCAGGGCACUUGAUCUUUAGUUAUACCAUUAGUUACCUUCAGGCAGGACAUACCUCAUUUACACCUAUAUUUAUUACGAUAUAUUUAAUCGCUGCAAUGUUGCAGGUUAUUCUAUUGUUAUAUAUCGCACAAUUGAUGGUCGUUUGGAUGUGGACGAGGGGUAUGGAUCCGGAUAGUUCUGCGAUACCAUAUCUAACGGCAGUUGGCGAUCUUAUAGGAACUGCGCUUCUUGGAAUUGCUUUUCAUAUCCUUUAUGCCAUAGGCGACGGCGAUUCCGAUGUAGGAGAUUGAUCGGUCCAAAUAUUAUAUAAUGUUUUGAAAGAAAUAUUCUUCAUAAUAUUUCAGGUUAUAAUCUUCGAAAGUAUUCUUCAAAAGACCACAAUGGAAAGUUUGACUUAAAUUCGUAGAGUUCGCGACGGGUGGCACCGAUUGAUUCAAGAUUAUCAGUGACAUUUUCAUUACUGUGAGUUUUGUUUUUUCAAAACAAAAUAUAUUUUACUCUCAAACUAUUCGGCAUCUCUUUAUGUAGAAAGAGUAUGUUAAAAGUACAAAUUAAAUUAAGCAUAUAUUUAGUAAAGAUAUACUGGAUGCGAAAAAAAAAUUAAUAAUGAAGAUCACAGUAUUAUGAUCAGUUGGAAAUAAGUACACAUAUAUUAUUAUUUUAUGCCAUAUUUUGUUUGAGGGUAAAAUGCCAUAAGGAAUUAUUUUUUUAAGAUUGAUUAAUUAAGUCAUAAAAUAACUAUACAAUUGAAUUAUAAUAAUUUGAUUUGAUUGUAUAAAGUAUAGAUAUAUACAGAGAUGUAAAUCUACAUAUUCAUUUACAAAUAAAUGAAAAUUUCGUACUGUUUUUUUAUAUUACUUGUACGAAAUCAUAUUUAUCUUA
Molecule: messenger RNA, 2406 nt
Organism: Cataglyphis hispanica
Lineage: Eukaryota; Metazoa; Arthropoda; Insecta; Hymenoptera; Formicidae
Product: solute carrier family 41 member 1-like
Exons: 7
Coding region: 261-1814 (517 amino acids)
Biological process (GO): monoatomic cation transport
Cellular component (GO): plasma membrane
Molecular function (GO): monoatomic cation transmembrane transporter activity
Source: RefSeq, a predicted model, not a curated record